Propithecus coquereli (Coquerel's sifaka) is the source of this 9684-nucleotide messenger RNA. It is a transcript of the gene CFAP46, whose product is annotated as cilia and flagella associated protein 46. The transcript has 71 exons. Lineage: Eukaryota; Metazoa; Chordata; Mammalia; Primates; Indriidae. Gene Ontology annotation, biological process: cilium movement involved in cell motility; axoneme assembly. The record is from RefSeq and is a predicted model, not a curated record. Bases 1 to 9684 code for a protein of 3227 amino acids.
AUGGCCAUCCGGAAGGUCAAAGUCCCAGCAGCGGCCGGCGCUGCGCUCGGGCAGUGUGCGUCAGGGCGGCCGCGGAGGGGCUGGUGGGGUCUGCAGGCUGCGCCCAUCUGUGGAGACAGCGCAUGGUCAGAGGCACGGCGGGGGUCCUCCCUGCGCCGGCGGGUUUGCCCCCGCGGGCCUGUCCCCAGGCCAGCUGUGGAGUCGCCGCUCAGCCCCGUCGGGGCACGCGGAGGUGCCGGGGAGGACGAACGCGCCCGCAGGCGGACGCUGCCCUCGCGGGAGCCGCUCCUUCUGCACGAUGGCGAGAGCUCAGCUUGCUCGCCGCCCCGGCGCGAGAACUGCCCCCGUCUCGGGCUGCACAAAGCCGGGUCCCUGACGCUGACCCUGACCCGCAGCCCCCAUGCUGAGGGGCCUGAGCAGAUCCACGUGGGGGAUUUCGAUAAGAAUCAAGAAGGCGGAUUUUACCUGCAUGUUUCCGAGCUGCUUCUCCAGGACCCGCCUGGGUUCCUGCGGGGAGGAGCCAAGGAUGAGUUCGCGUGUUUGCCUUUGCGUUUAUGGAGUUACCCAGGUUACGAGAUUUGUCGUGAGGAGUCGGCGUACACGCGGGACGGAUGCCAGAGGAGGAAUGAUGUUCUGGAAGGAGGCGGCGGCUUCCCUGAGGCCAGUCUGAGCGAGGACCCGGCCAGGCCUGGGGAAGGGGCGGCCGCUUCCCUGGACCCCCAGCGGGAGCCGGCGCAGGGCUCUUCCUGCCGCAAACCUGGCGCUUUCAGCACCGACCCCACAAAAGCCGUUUCCCCGACACGGGCCCCACGGCGCUGGGAACGCGCUUCUCGCCCAGAGCCGCAGUGUGGCCUGGGCACCCAGCCGCCGGCGUGGGGCGAGGAAGCCUCCCAGGAACUCCUGCUGCGGAAACCUAUACGUGCCGCCGGCGUCCACCGAGGGCCGGUCACGGGGAGAGCGGAGCAGCGGAGCCGUGCUGCUCAGCUCAGCAGCAAACACUCCUGUCGCCGUAACGGUCCCCGUAAGGUCCUGGGCUCUCGGACGGCAGAGCCCACGGCCACCAGACGCCGGCUUUGCAAAGACACAAUCGGCUCCCGCGGGGCUGGGAUCCCUGAGGCCAAGUCCCCUGGCCCCCGCAGGUCUGGUGUGGCUGCCACCGUCACCGGCCUCCUGGCCCAGGCCCGAGCGCCUCCCAGCGUCCGUGUGCCAGGGGACGAGGCGCCAGACCACGGCUCAGAGGACAUCGUGCUCCUGUUCUGUGGGGGGCAGGGCUCAGAGGACAUCGUGCUCCUGUUCUGUGGAGGGGGGCAGGGUUCAGAGGACAUCGUGCACCUGUUCUGUGGAGGGGGGCAGGGUUCAGAGGACAUCGUGCACCUGUUCUGUGGCGGGCAGGGCUCAGGGGACAUGGUGAAGGGGAAGGUGGUGGCCCUUGUCCACGGGAUCCGGGUGCUGAACCGGCCUGAGUCGCGCCCAGACAGCGGCAGAGGUCUCCGCGUGACCCUGCCCCCAGGCCAGCUCCGGGACCCCUGCUCUGACGGGCCCCUGUGCCCAGGCAAGCACCGCGUGUACUCAGAACACAGCUCUCGUCUGUCCCGAGGCCAGUCCGUGUCUCCCUCCUACCGCUGCAAGGGGGCCCUGAGCUGCCAAAGUCGCUCCAGCUUCGCCCUGGGCUGUGAGAAGCAGCAGAGGAAGAUGGGCUGGCGCCAGCUUCCAGUGGCGUUGCAGAGCGGGGCCUUCCCGCCGACGUCCCUAAAUGAGAGCGUCUCCAAGGCCUUCAUCAUAGUCAUCCCAGCCGCCUCGCGAGUACCCGAUUCCCCAGCGCUCGACGGCGGAAGCGUCUUCACCACAGACCUUGACUCCAUCCUGGACACCCGAGUCCAGCUGCACCUGACCAGGAGAGCCUACGAGCUGAUCAAGUCGGCCAAGGUGGGGAAGUCGGAGCUGGACCCCUGGGAAAGCUUCAGCCCCGACCUGUUUGUCCUGUGCGCGGAGCAGGCCCUCAAGAUGGGGCGGCCCGAGGUGAGCGCCGACUGCGUCCAGAUGUACUUCAAGGUCAAGGGGCCCGUCACCCAGUUCCUGGGCCGAGCGCACCUGUGCCGGGCCCAGCUGUGCGCCCCGCAGUCCACCGACCACCUGGAGGAAUUUGAAAACUGCGUGACUCAGUACCUGAAGGCUAUAAACUUUGCGAAAGGAGAACCGAGGUAUUACUUCCUGGUGUAUAACGCCUCAGUGCUCUACUGGCAAAUGGCGCGGCCCUUUCUCAAGCCCGGACACCGCCACCACCUGAUCCCCAGCCUCUCCCAGAUCGUGAACGUGCUGACUCAGAUCGAGGACGAGGACAAGGAGUGGCGAGCCGAGCUGAUGCUGGAACUUCUUGAGUGUUAUCUGCAAGCUGGAAGAAAGGAGGAGGCUGCUAAGUUCUGUUCCACCGCGGCGCCGUUCAUAAAAUCAAAUGUGCCACAGAAAUACCGACAGAUAUUCUCUCUUAUGGUUCGUCAUGAAUUAAUGGAUGAACUUCAGUUAAAAGAAGAAAAGAAAAAUUCCGUCAGCCUUUCAGUUUCCUUCCUCAUUAAUACGCUACAAGGAAAAAUGGAUAAAAAUGAAUUACCAGAAGAUGUCGACAGUAUUCUGAAAAUGGCCUAUAGACAUUUAAGUUAUUACAAUCACCAACGCUUUCCUUCAAUCAGAGAAGAAAAAAUGCUUCUGCUUUUUGAACUGGCUCACCUCUCUCUGACCUUGAAAUGCGUGGACAUCUCCUCUGACUGCCUCGCAGAGCUGAAGAAAAUCGAAAGCAAAGCCCCUGGGAAGCUGAUUGAAAUCGAAUGUCUGGAGUACGAAUUAGAAGCCUCAGCGCUUGAAAAUAAAGUUAAACUCUACGUCCGAGCAGCUGUUGAGGCCCAGCUGGACAUCACCCGGGGGCUGGACGUCUUGCUGCAGCGCGCCAUCCGCCUGGGCGACGCCCGGGCCAUCCACGUGGUGUGCGCCACGCAGUGGAACACCUGCCUGCCCCUGCUGCAGCACAACCUGCGGCACCACCUGCGCAAGCCGCUGACCAACGUCGCGGAGGUCCUGGAGAAGGUGGACAGCCUCAUGAGCCUGCUGCGCUGCCAGGUGCACAUGGAGGUGGCGCUGCUCGAGGAGGAUGAGGACCGGCUGGAGCCCGCCCUGGAGCACCUGCAGAAGGCCGAGCGCCUCGACAGCCUGGGCCUCUACCAGGACAGGCUGCAGACGGCCAUCCACCGGCUGCGCCUGUGCACCCUGCUGUACCAGGUCCCCGAGCGCGCCGAGGACAAGGCCACCAUGGCCAUCGAGCAGGCGAAGAAAGCCGUCCAGAAAGACGGCGUCCGGAGGGAGCGGGCCCUCCUGGUGAACGCGGGCCUGGCCCUGGCCCCCGACGCCUUCCAGAUCGUGCUCGACAGCGAGAACGAGGCCAAAGUUUCCACCGGGAAGAACCGGGGCCGCUUCAGCUUCCUGGCCGCGAAGGCGCGUCACCACAUGGCCAGCGUGGACAAGGCCGCCGGCCACUUACGGCGCCUGGGGAACGAGAACGACAAAGAGAGGAUACAGAUCUGGGCGGAGCUGGCCAAAGUUGCGCGGAAGCAGGGCGUGUGGGACGUCUGCCGGGCUGCGAGCCGCUUCUGCCUCCUCUACGACAGCGUCAAGGUGAAGAAGCCCUCGAGGCUGCGGAGAGGAAGGAAGAGGCGAGGCGGGGAGGGCUCCGAGCACGAGGCCACGGGGCCGUCGGAGGUCGCCCUGCAGCGGCAGGUGUCCUGUGACCUGCUGCGGAGGUUCGCGGAGGUGGGGUUCAUCAACGCUGAGGCCACGGUCCAGCUGCUGCGGUCGGAAGGCGUGGCCCUGAACGACCGGCCCAUUCCCCCCGAGGACCUGAGCCAGCACCCGGCGGGCUACGUGCCGGAGCCCCCGGAGGAGAACGAGGACUGGAUCACGUACAGAACCUGGAUCGAAAGCCUGUCCCAGUACGCCAUGAACAACUGGCUGCGCUCUGCGGACAUCGGGCAGGAGAUCCAGGAGGCCUGGGUCGUGCAGAACGCCGUGGUCUACGUCCUGAACCACAACCACCACCUCAUCCAGGCCGGGCGGCAGAAGGAGCUUGUGGACAGCUUGUACCACCUCCUGGGCGCCGUCAGGGACACCGGCCACAACGGGGACCCCGAGAUGCUGGCCAUGCUCUGCGACACCCUGGCCCGCGGCCUGGUGAUCAGCUGGAUCCCCCCCCAGGCGCCGGAGAAGUCGAGAAAGUUCGUGCGACCGAAUGUCUUCCACACCCCGCUGGACUCGGGAGCCGCCUCUGAGAUCAGGAGCGCGGUGGAGGUCUGUGAGUUUGCCUUGGACCUGACCAACGGGACUGUGCCUGAGGAGCUCGUCCCCACCCGUGCCCGGCAGCGGCUCAUCGCCACCUGGGUGAAAGCCAAGCAGCUGCUGCAGCAGCAGAUUGGGCCACGGCUGGGCACAGAGGAGCAGGGCACCAGUGAGGACAUCGGCUGCGUGACCAGGGUCCUCGUGGCCUUGGAGAUGUACUCGUGCAACGGGCUGGGCCUCAUGGACUUCACUGUCCCCUCGCUGGCCCAGCUGGUGAAAAUGGCCUCCGAGUGCAACUGGCCGGAACCCCUGGUGGAGCUGCAGACCCUGACGCGGCUGACCCACUUCGCCCACGCGGCGCGUGACCACGAGAUCACCAUGGCCUGUUCUCACAAGGCCAUCCAGUUGGGCAUCAAGUACCUGAGGACAUUUGGCCCGGUGGAGGCCCGGCUGGUGGCGGAAAUGCUCUGCGCGGCCGCGUGCACCCAGGGCAGGAGCAUCAUGGAAAACCUGAAGGGACGGAAGCAGCUGCGGCUGUCGGCCGCCAAGGCCUUCCUGGACAGCGCCAGGUUCGGGGGCGUCGCAGGCAACAGCGCCCUGGUGAUGGUGGCCGCGCGGCACCACUGGAACACCUGGCUGCCCCUGCUGUCCUCCGCGGCCAACAGGAAGAAGGCCAAGGCCGGCGUCCAGCGGAUCGUCAGCAUCAUCAACAAGAUGGACGCCCGGAAGCAGGAGAAAGGGAGGACCCUGCUCCUGCACCAGUGGCCCACCGCGGACUUCCAGAGCGCCGGGAGCACCGAAGGCUACUUCCUCCCAGGGGCCGAGGACGACCUCUCGCUGCGCGCCGCGCUGUACGGGCUGCUCUUCCACACCCACGCCGACCAGGACGACUGGGAGGGGGGCCUCAGGGUGCUGGACGAGGCCGUGCAGAUGCUGCCGCGGACGGCCCACCGCCUCCUGAUCUUCAAACACAUGGUCAUCGUGAAGGCCAGGCUGGGCCAGAACUUCACGAUGGAGAUGCAGAAGUUCAAGGACGAGAGCGAGCAGUACCUGGCGCACAUGUGGCACCGCCUGGCCCUGAACUCGAGGAACGUCUACGGGGAGCUGACCUGCUACCACAAUGCCAUCCAGGCCUUGCAGAAGCCGCAGAGCGCGUGGCAGAAGGUGGACUGCGUCCUGGAGUUCAGCGAGUGGCUGUACCACAGGCAGUUCCCUCUGGAGGACGUGGUCUUCCACCUGCGGUGGGCGAUCGGCAUCCUGCUGGCGAUGAGGCCCCCCCAGGCCGCCCCUGAGCCGGAGCCCCAGCCGGAGGAGGAGCACGAGACGGUUCAGACGCCGCCCGAAAGUCCAGCCCCCAAGGACGCGGCGAUGGUGUCCCUGGAGAGGCUGCGCAGCGUGCGGCAGCUGGAGACGCUGGCCCGCGCCUACAUCCUGCUGGCGCUGAUGGUGUCGCCCGCCGACGCCGGCUACGCGGACUACGGCCUGGUGGCCUACGUGCUCCUCAGACACAUCUGGCAGGUUUCUCUGACGACAGCAGGAAAAUUAAUCCCAGAGAAUAAAAUUCCUGCGGCGGCGAGCUCGUUGUUGUUGCUGCCUAAAAAAGAAAAGGAGAAAAGUAAAGAAAAGGAGAAGCCCACGGAGAGGGAGAGGCACAAAGAGAAGGAGAAGCCGCGCGAGAAGGAGGAAAAGGGGGGCAAGGAGGCCAAGCAGCACCUUCCCGGCAAGGGACCCGAAGGGCCACCAGCGAGUGUGGAAGAGUGGGCGUCCUACGCCUGCCCCGCGGAGGUGCUGUUGGUGUUCAGACAGGACAGAAGCGACUUUACCGUCAACUCAGCGAGCAUCCAGAAGCCGACGUACACCUUGUAUUACCUGGACCGCUUGGUCACCAUCCUGCAGAAGAUGUCCCUUCAUGAGCUCACGGUCCCCGUCCUGCAGCUGGGAGUCCUGAUUGCAGACGCCGUGGUGGAAAGCAAGAGCCUCGCGGACCUCUACCACCUCCGACUCGCCCUGGUGUGUUCCGAGCUGAAGCUGAGGGAAGCAGCCGCCUACCACGAGGAGGCCGUGGGGCCCGUGUACAUCGGGGACCUGGAGCAGGCGAGCUGCAGAAAAGAGAUCGCACUGAAGAGAGAGAAAAACCGGGGCCCCGUGCUGGAGGAAGACCUGCCGGCGCCGAGCGAGCAGGCGCCUCCCGCCCCCCGGGCCAGGGUGAAGCCGCAGGUGGCGAAGGACCAGAUCCUGAAGAUGAACACGGAGACCGGCAGGGGCCUGGACGGGGCGGCCUUCCCCCAGCUGUGGGCGCUCAAAGGGGAGGUCCUGCUGCAGAUGCACCUGUUCCAGCCCGCGCGGCUGCUGCUGGCGGAGGCGCUCGGGGCUUUCCAGGCCCUGGAUGACCCGUGUGCGGAGUCGAGGUGCCUGCUCCUCCUGGCACAGCUGGCCAACAAGGAGAAAAACUACGGGCAAGCGCAGAAGAUGAUCCAGGAGGCCCAGCGCCCGGGCGGCAGCGAGGAGUUCUGGUACCGUUCCGCCCUGACCCUGGCGGAGGCGCUCCUGUCCACGGAGGACGGGGGCAGAGAAGCCGCGGCUUGCCACCUGUUCCAGAAGCUCAUAGACACCUUCAAGGCCCUCAGGAGAGAGCAGCCCAACCGAGCGCGCGGGCUGGACUUCCUCGUCACGGACCUGGAGGCCAGGUGCCUGAGCCUACAGGUCAAGGUUGCCCGGGAGUCGGUGGACAACGAACCCCUUGAGUGCUUGGUGUCGCUGAAGGAGUUGGACAAUCGCUUGAUGGAAAUUGAGAAAAAAUUUAUCAGUUGUGGCUACAGAGAGAAUUGUGUUGACAUAAAACUAGAGCGCGCCCAGGUAAAGAGGUUAUGUGCCCAAAAUGAGAAAGAUGAAGAACAAAAAACUGCGUAUUACUUGGAAGCGCAUGACUUGGCCCAGAGAGCAGUAGCCGAAGAAGAAGAGAGAUUCCACAGGAUUCAGGGUUUAUUGUCCCUUCAAGGUUUGCAGAACAUCAACACGCCCCUGAUGAGGAGGCUCGCUGGCUGCAAGCUCAGCCUGGUGGAGGCGUCUCUGGACACGCUGCAGCUCAUCUGGGAGGAGACGCUGCAGCAGCAGCUGGAGCAGGGCUCGCUGGAGAAGCUGCUCGCGGACUAUCUGCAGAGCGCCAGCGACUACACUUCCGUCGGCUUGCAAUGGUUCAUGCUGAAGCGCACCCUGGCGCACACGGCGCUGGUGCAGCUGGCGAGUCUGCAGCCGCUGUGCACGGGCUGCGUGGAGACCCGCGCCCGGCUCCUGGGCCUGGCCGGGAGGGCCCUCCACCUGCUGGCCAUGCAAGCGGACCCUGUGCGCCCCACCUGCUACUGGGAGGAGGGCCUCUUGUUGGGCGCUAAGCUGAGCAGCCUGAAAUCUCUGCAGCUGGACGUCGAGGAAGAAGGUGUCGACAAGUCCAGCAGGGACCUGCCGGCCUUCAGAGCAGCCCCUGGGGGACACAGCAGGAAAGGCGAGGCCCUGAAGCGGAGGAUGGUGCUGGCCCGGCGGUUCCUGGCCCAGGCGUCCGAGGUGCUGCUGCAGUGCCUGCAGGUGGCCCUCGGCAGCGGCCUCCUGGACGUCGCAGCAGCCGCCAGCCUGGAGGUGGUGGAGUGCAUCGGCACCUUGGACCCCGCGGCCGCCUGCCAGUUCCUGGCACUGUCUCAGAGCUGCUCGGCCGCGGAGAUGAUGCGGGGCGUCCUGCUCACGGCCACGGCCGACACCAGCAGCUCGCAGAUGGCGGCCCUGCUGCAGCUGCAGCACCAGCUCCGGUGCCAGGACAGGACCUCGACCAGCCUGUUUGCCAGCGUGGAGCAGAGGCUGGCUGUCAUUUCCAAGGCCUGGCAAAACCUCCGCGUCACGGAGCAGCAUUUCACCUUCCUCAGCGAGAUGCCGCCUACGUUCCGGAUCCUCGUCCUGCACCUCUCGCGGGACAGGUCCCGGCUGUAUGGCGCCGCCUACGAGAAGCCCAGGUUCUUCCCCACGGCCAAGGGAAAGCCGCUGCAAGUGGGCGGCCACUGCAAGGUGACGCGGCUGGCCGUGAGCCCUGCUGCCUUCUCACACCUGCUGGCCCGCGCCCGGCGGUUCCAGGAGCCCCAGGCCGAGGUGUCUGCGGAGGACCCAGCCCUGAGCCCUGGCGUGGAGCCGGAGGAUGCAGACGGUCCGCGGAGGGUCCCCAGCGUCCUGCAGCCCAUGGAGGAGUACCUGAGGCCGCUCCUCCCCCUGUUCAGCUUCCCUGAAGCCAGAGUGCAGGUGCCGACUGUCGUCCCAGAUUCCGGGAAAUCCAAGGGCAAAGACAAGGAAAGGAAAAUUUCUGCAGGACCCACUCACUCCUCGACUCAGACCGAAGCUGCAGAUAAGAUGAUCCUGAUCGCAGACAGGAGCCUCCUCGAGCUGCCGCUGGAGGGUCUCUCUGUGCUGGGUGAAGGGACGGUUUCCUCUGUGUCACGAGAAUUCUCUCUCCAAAUGCUGUGGAAUCGCCUCCACCAGGAGGAGACAGACGGCGGCACGAGGAAGGAGGGACGCGACACCAAGAGGAGAAGCCUCACCAGGAAGGGCAAGAAGGGCAGCAUCCGCCGGACGAUCCCCUCCGACUGCUUCGUCGUGGACGCCGACAACUUCAAGUUCGUGGUGGACCCCCACGAGGAGGCCCGGGGCCCAGAAAUGCUGACUCCUGUCUCUGUGACUCGGGAAAUUCUGGAACGAUUCCAAGACACGUUCACUUCGCGAUGGGUGGGACAUCUGGGGACCAGUCACUUCCCGAGCCAGGCGCAGUGGGAGCAGGCCCUGGGCAGCUGCAGCGGCUUCUUCUUCUACGGGAUGGAGAGCUUCCUGUCCCACAUAGUCGCGGAGAGACUGGUCGCCAUGAACCUGCAAGAGUGCCACCUGAUCGUCCUCCUGGACAGGGCGCGGUCCCACGACAGCCUGCGGCGGCACGUGGAAAACUCGGAAAACAAGAGGUGCCUGGGGCAGUGGCGUGAGCCGGGUCCUCGCAGCCCGUCCCAGCUGUCCUUGGAGGAGCCCAUCGAGACCGCCAUCCUCCUGAGCCUGGCAGGAGUGAGGAGCAUCGUGGCAAACCAGUGGCCGGCGCGGCUGCAGGACAACGCGUGGCGGGCCAGCGUCCUGUGGGAGAAUCUGCUAACGUUCGGCAAGCCGGUAGGGGCGGCGGUCCGUCUGCUCCAGAGGGCGGGAGGCGAUGAGGCGGUUAACCGAGACGAGGCUCCGCACACCUCGCGGGACAAGCCCGCGCUCCUGCAGCCGCAGCCCGGGAGGUCUGAACUGCUCCCUGCCGCCCUCAACUUGGUCCUCUAUGGGCUGCCGAACCAAGCCAUCGGCUAG